AUGAUCAUGGAGGCGAUUUCCCUCAACAAUAGGAUGUUUCAGAACACCAAAGGACAAUCAUUCUCACAAUUUUCUAAAGACAAAUAUUGCUCCAUAGUAGUCAAUAUGGAUUUCAACAAAUGGAAUAGUUUCAUGAGAAGAGAAGAAACAGAUGGAAUUUUCUCUGAUUUUGGCAAUUUAUUUGGUUUCAAUAGAGUUUUUACCAGAACUCAAGGCAUGUUUAAACUGCCUACAUUAUAA
Macrosiphum euphorbiae (potato aphid) is the source of this 240-nucleotide messenger RNA. The record is from the annotation of a GenBank genome assembly. NCBI's taxonomy places the organism in Eukaryota, Metazoa, Arthropoda, Insecta, Hemiptera, Aphididae.